Molecule: messenger RNA, 471 nt
Organism: Penicillium salamii
Lineage: Eukaryota; Fungi; Ascomycota; Eurotiomycetes; Eurotiales; Aspergillaceae
Source: the annotation of a GenBank genome assembly
AUGGCUUCUGAAAUUGUAACUGGAUCGAGCCUUUUGGAAGAUCGCCUUCCAAAUUUGAGAUAUGGAACCGACAAAACCCAUGCACCCAGCUUGAAAGGGGAAUAUUGUCUACUUCCUCUGGCGGUAUGGGACAAGUUUGAGUACCGGGUGCGAAAGCAUUGUGACGGACUUCAAAAGAUGGAUGAAAUGGUGAAAUGCGGAGAUGAGCAUUCAGUGGUUGCAAGAUUCGGCCAACAUGUGGGUCAGGUUAUGACAACAAUCUUCCAACAAACCGAGUCUGCAAAGAAUGUCUAUUUUGGCGAUUACAAAACCUAUAACAACCCGACUGGCUCGGGAAAAUGCCCGGACAUUGCUGUUCUCGAACGUGAUCAAUUGCUUUUUGUCGGAGAAGCAAAGACCCCAUGGGCGCAUAAACCCGGAGAUUUGGACACUGUGAACGACGUUGAAUUCAGAAAAUAUCUUGGUACGUAG